Molecule: messenger RNA, 447 nt
Organism: Vespa velutina
Lineage: Eukaryota; Metazoa; Arthropoda; Insecta; Hymenoptera; Vespidae
Product: histone-lysine N-methyltransferase SETMAR-like
Exons: 1
Coding region: 1-447 (148 amino acids)
Molecular function (GO): nucleic acid binding
Source: RefSeq, a predicted model, not a curated record
AUGAACGCAACGGAAGCACGAAAAAAGUUAUGUGCCGUAUAUGGAGAUGAAGCCUUGAAAGAAAGGCAGUGUCAAAAUUGGUUUGCCAGAUUUCGUUCUGGUGAUUUUUCAUUAAAAAAUGCUCAACGAUCUGGCCGUCCAGUUGAAGUCGAUAUGAUCCAUAUCAAGGCCAUUGUCGAUUCAGAUCGUCAUAGUACAACACGUGAUAUUGCGGAGAAACUCAAUGUAUCGCAUACAUGCAUUGAAAAAAAAUUAAAAAUGCUUGGUUAUGUCAAGAAAUACGAUUUAUGGAUCCCUCACCAGCUUGAGGAAAUUCAUUUGACGCAACGCAUUAGCAUCUGCGAUUCACUUCUGAAACGUAACGAAACUGAUCCAUUUUUGAAAAGCCUAAUUACUGGCGACGAAAAGUGGAUAGUUUAUAACAACGUUAAUCAGAAGAGAUCGUAG